UGAUCCCGAUGUGUAUUGUCUUCCCACAAAACAGGGUUCCUCAAAGGACAUCCAUAUUUUUAGCCUUCUAUUUCCAAUGAAAAUUGAAUCUUAUCAGACCCCCUUAUCCAUUAAUCUAUCCAUAAUCAGAUUAAUAAAUACUCAAAAAUAUUCAAGAAGCCGCUGUGACUUCAAUUUAAUCAUUUUGUUGAAAUUAUUGUUGUAAUUUGUUUAUCAGCCACCCAUUUUCAGGAGUGGUGAAAAUCUGUUAAACAUUAUUAAAGAACUGGAUUUGAGAUGAGAAGAGCUUUUGUUAAAUCCUUAAGGCCGGUUAGAACGGUUUAUCGUCAUCGUGGAGAUGAAUUAUCAAAUGGGUUAGCAAAAAGAAUGUUGGUAUCAUAUAUAAAUAAUGGGACAUUGGAUAAAUCUUGGUAUGAUACUUGUAAAUGUGGACGGCCGUCAUAUAUGUUUUCAAGAACUAUGGCUUCUGAUGCGGCUGAAGUGAAUUAUAAAGAAGUGAAAAAAGCAGGUCCCCUUGUAGAGUAUGAGCGAAGAAUCAAAGCCGGUGAUCUUGAAGAUGGUGAUAAUAGUCAGAUAGGCACUUUAAGAGAAAUUCAAAGACUCUAUGAUGAGCUUGUUAAGUCAGCUGAUGCAUGUCGUUUGGAUCGUUAUUCAGAUUCUGGGAAAGCUGGGAGGAGUAGGUGGUUAUGGUCGCGUCUCAUGCCACAGUCUUCAGUCUCACCAGUAAAAGGACUCUACCUUUAUGGAGGUGUUGGCACUGGAAAGACCAUGUUAAUGGAUUUGUUUUAUGAUCAACUACCAUGCAAUUGGAGGAAAAAGAGGAUUCAUUUUCAUGACUUUAUGUUGACGGUCCACAGCCGCUUGCAGAGGCACAGAGGCGUGGCUGAUCCCCUUGAAGUUGUUGCAGGAGAGAUAUCUGAUGAAUCUAUUUUGUUAUGCUUAGACGAGUUCAUGGUUAACGAUGUAGCUGAUGCCACAAUACUAAACCGGUUGUUUGGCCAUCUUUUUAGCAAUGGUGCUAUACUUGUUGCUACGUCAAACCGUGCUCCUGAUAGUCUUUAUGAACGUGGCCUGCAAAGAGAUCUUUUUCUACCAUUCAUUGCUACACUAAAGGAAAGAUGCGUGGUACAUGAAAUCGGUUCAUCUAUAGAUUACAGGAAAAGAACCUCGGCUGAAGAAGGUUUCUACUUUGUAAUGGAUGAGCCUGACUUUCUUGUACAGAAGUUCAAAGAAUUGGUUGGGGAACAUACGGUUCAACCCCAGGUAGCAGAGGUUGUUAUGGGUAGGAAACUACAGGUACCAUUGGGUGGGAAUGGAUGUGCAUAUUUUCCUUUUGAGGAACUCUGCGACAAACCUCUUGGUGCUGCUGACUACUUUGGAUUAUGUAAGAACUAUCAUACCUUGGCUUUGGAUGGUGUGCCAAUAUUUGGGCUCCACAACAGGACAGCUGCCUAUCGAUUUGUUACUUUAGUUGAUGUGAUGUAUGAGAAUAAGGCCAGAUUGAUGUGUACAGCUGAGGGGACUCCUUUCCAACUUUUUGAAAGGAUUGUGACCAUCUCUGAUGCCCAAAGUAUGGCACCUCGAACCUCGUCUAGGUCAAGGAAGAAUGACGAUUAUGACCUUUGUGUUGAUAAUGAGCUGGGCUUUGCUAAAGAUCGCACUAUUAGCAGAUUAACAGAGAUGAACAGCAGUGAGUAUCUCGAGCAACACGCAGACAUGAUAGCAGAGAAGCGACUUCGUACUCAAAAGGAUGAUGACAACCAUGUUAAUGUGGUAGAAGCAUGAACAUGUUUACGGAUCAAGUUUCAUUAGCAAUCUUUUCAGUUUUCAAACUUGUAUGUAUGGUUUUAUAAAGUCGGUGGGCCAGUUGCAUCUUCUUGCCCUGUAAUGGCCAAAGUGACCACCCUAUGUAAAACAACAUGAAAAAGAUGGAAAUAGUAUAGGCAUUUGGGUAUAAAUUUUUAAGUGCUUAAAAAGAUAAAUGCAUCAGGGUCUUUUCUGCAAUAAUAUUUCAAAUGUAUUUGUAACCAUAUGAUGUAGAAGUAACAUUCGUAUAUUUCAACUUGAUUUCUUAUUUGACUUCUUUGACA
Molecule: messenger RNA, 2090 nt
Organism: Erigeron canadensis
Lineage: Eukaryota; Viridiplantae; Streptophyta; Magnoliopsida; Asterales; Asteraceae
Product: AFG1-like ATPase
Exons: 15
Coding region: 277-1785 (502 amino acids)
Cellular component (GO): chloroplast; mitochondrion; cytoplasm
Molecular function (GO): ATP hydrolysis activity; ATP binding
Source: RefSeq, a predicted model, not a curated record